AUGGCUAACUCCUUGGGUAGCCUAAAACUCUGCCUUCUCCUCCAAGCCAUCUGCCUAUGUCUGGCUCAGCUUCGAGGUCCUCCAGGAGAGCCCGGCCCCCGGGGGCCCCCGGGUCCGCCAGGAGUGCCAGGAUCUGACGGCACUGAUGGUGACAAAGGCCCGCCAGGCGCUGCUGGGACCCCGGGCUCCAAGGGGGAACCAGGCGUUCCAGGUCCGGACGGGCCCCUGGGGAAGGCAGGCAUUGAUGGCCUGACUGGCGCGAAGGGGGAACCAGGGCCACUCGGGAGGCCAGGAACUAAAGGCCAGCCUGGACUGCCAGGGCCACCGGGACUCCCCGGCCCUGGACUGUCAGGACCUCCUGGGCCAGCGGGUCAGGUUGGACUUCCUGGGGAAAUCGGAGUCUUGGGAACUAAGGGUGAACCUGGACCUGAUGGACCACGAGGCCCCCCAGGUCCCCCUGGGAAACCUGGCCCCGCAGGACACAUCCAAGUGGGGGAAGGCAGUGCUGAUUUCUCGUGUCCAACCAACUGCCCGCCAGGGCCCAAAGGCCCCCAGGGACUUCAGGGACUGAAGGGACACAAAGGCCGCCCCGGUGCCCUCGGGGAAUCUGGCAGACAGGGCAGGCCGGGCCCCCUGGGCGACAUGGGCAUUUCCGGAGAACAAGGCAUCCCCGGCCCUCCAGGUCCCCAGGGCCUGAGAGGUUACCCUGGCAUGGCAGGACCAAAGGGCCAGACGGGUCCCCAUGGCUAUAAGGGAAUGGUUGGGGCUAUCGGAGCUGCUGGCAGGCCGGGCGAGGAAGGCCCUAAGGGGCCCCCUGGUGGAGCCGGCGAGAAGGGAGACAUCGGUGCCCGUGGCUUCCGGGGUCCCCAGGGAUCAAUGGGCCCCAAAGGGGAUAAUGGACUCCCUGGCAUCGACGGUAAAGACGGCACCCCCGGCAUCCCUGGCGUGAAGGGGAGCGCAGGGCAGCCCGGCCGCCCCGGGUCACCAGGCCACCGAGGAUUAGCCGGUUUGCCAGGCCAACCUGGGGCCAAAGGCGGCCCAGGAGUUAAGGGUGAACCAGGUGCCCGUGGCCUUCCAGGAAUCACCGGAACCCCUGGGAAAAUUGGUGAACUUGGACCGCCAGGUGAGCCAGGGCCACAAGGUGUCCCCGGGUUGAAGGGCGAUCGGGGAGAGCGGGGCCCGGUGGGUCCCCAAGGCCUCCAGGGGAAAGUGGGAUCAAAAGGCGAGCAAGGUCCUCCAGGGAUCCCGGGGCCACAGGGCCUGCCAGGUGUCAAAGGAGACAAGGGCUCCCCAGGAAAAAUUGGAGCCAAAGGUGACAUCGGAGACCCUGGCGUGGAAGGCCUUCCCGGGGAGAAGGGUGAGAAGGGGGAGUCAGGCGAGCCAGGACCAAAGGGUCAGCAAGGUGUCCACGGUGAGCCUGGCUUUACUGGCCCCACUGGGGACGCAGGGUCACCUGGCGUGAGAGGUUACCCAGGACCCCCAGGCCCUCGAGGGCUCAACGGAGAGCGCGGUGUGCCAGGAAUGCCCGGGCAACAGGGCGUGUUGGGCCGGGAUGCUGGGGACCAGCAUAUUGUUGACGUGGUCUUGAAGAUGCUGCAAGAGCAGCUGGCAGAGCUGGCAGUGAGCGCCAAGAGAGCAGCCCUGGGAGGAGCAGGCGUGAUGGGGCCGCCCGGCCCCCCAGGGCUCCCUGGAUCACCUGGUGAACAAGGCCCGCAUGGGCACGCUGGACCGCGCGGCAUCCCGGGCAUUUUAGGAGCCCCGGGGCAGAUCGGCAAUACCGGACCCAAAGGGAAACGAGGGGAGAAAGGAGAGCGUGGCGAGAUCGGGCGCGGACAUCAGGGUAUGCCGGGACCACCAGGUAUCCCAGGUCUCCCUGGCAUUCCUGGACAUGCCAUCAAUGGCAAAGACGGAGAGCGAGGGUCCCCUGGAGUCCCUGGAGAAGCAGGCCGACCUGGUUUACCUGGGCCUGCUGGUCUUCCUGGAUUCUGUGAGCUGGCCGCCUGCUUAGGAGCCUCUGCAUUCACCUCAGGGCGCCUGACCGAACCAGGCACCAUCAAGGGACCUUCGUACUGA
Messenger RNA from Emys orbicularis (European pond turtle), 2073 nucleotides. It is a transcript of the gene COL9A2, whose product is annotated as collagen type IX alpha 2 chain. Bases 1 to 2073 code for a protein of 690 amino acids. The record is from RefSeq and is a predicted model, not a curated record. Lineage: Eukaryota; Metazoa; Chordata; Testudines; Emydidae. The transcript is spliced from 32 exons. Gene Ontology annotation, molecular function: extracellular matrix structural constituent conferring tensile strength. Gene Ontology annotation, biological process: extracellular matrix organization.